Messenger RNA from Musa acuminata subsp. malaccensis (wild Malaysian banana), 2645 nucleotides. RefSeq names its product electron transfer flavoprotein-ubiquinone oxidoreductase, mitochondrial. Gene Ontology annotation, biological process: electron transport chain. Gene Ontology annotation, cellular component: mitochondrial inner membrane. Gene Ontology annotation, molecular function: electron-transferring-flavoprotein dehydrogenase activity; iron-sulfur cluster binding. The record is from RefSeq and is a predicted model, not a curated record. NCBI's taxonomy places the organism in Eukaryota, Viridiplantae, Streptophyta, Magnoliopsida, Zingiberales, Musaceae.
UGUAACAUAAAACGGAUAGAGAUAAGACUAGACAGAUGCAGGUUGAUUUAGUUAUUGAACACAUCCUUCUGAGUUUAGUUCGUUUUGGCAACGUGGGGGGCUUCAUCCAUUUCAAUACAUCGUAGCCGAGCAACUCGUCCGGCGGCCACCCCGUACCUCCGCCAUGUACAGAUCAGCGCUCUCCGCCAUCACCUCCAAAUCCCGCCGCCCCCUUCGGUCUCCCUUCUUCUCCCCCUUCCGCGCCGAAACCCCGAUCAUCUCAUCCGUCUCGCCAUACCCCGGACCCGAAUCGCGGCUCCCGAUUCCGUCGAACCGGUUCUCUUCCUUCAGAGAUCCUCCGAGUCGCGCGAGUUUUGCGCCUUCGAUCUGCUUCCCGGACUGGUCGCCAGGGCUGCGCCGCCGCGUGGUCAGCCGAACCAGGGGUCUAUGCGGCGGGUCGGGCGACCGGGAGAGUCUGGAGUACGAUGUGGUCAUCGUGGGGGCGGGACCAGCCGGGUUGUCGGCCGCGAUACGGUUGAAGCAGAUGUGCCUGGAGAGGAACGCCGAUCUUUCCGUUUGCGUCUUGGAGAAGGGUCCGGAAGUCGGUGCUCAUAUUAUAUCAGGAAAUGUUUUUGAGCCUCGUGCUUUGGAUGAAUUGAUCCCACAAUGGAGACACGAGGGUGCUCCGAUUGAGGUUCCUGUCUCCUCUGAUAAGUUUUGGCUGCUUACAGAAAAUCAUUCAUUGCAACUUCCAUCCCCAUUUGAUAACAAAGGAAACUAUGUGAUUAGUUUGAGCCAGCUGGUACGGUGGAUGGCAAUGAAAGCUGAAGAGGUGGGAGUUGAAAUAUAUCCAGGUUUUGCUGCAAGUGAGAUUUUGUAUGAUGAAAAUCACAGAGUCAUUGGAGUUGCAACUAACGAUAUGGGUGUUGCUAAAGAUGGUUCUAAGAGGGAGACUUUUCAACGUGGCGUUGAACUGAAAGGACGUGUCACACUUCUUGCUGAAGGAUGUCGAGGGUCACUGUCAGAGAAAAUGAUAAGGGCUCACAAACUACGCGAAAAAGUACAAGGACAGCAUCAAACUUAUGCCUUGGGCAUCAAGGAGGUUUGGGAAAUUGAGGAAGGAAAGCAUAAACCAGGAUCUGUGCUACAUACAGUGGGAUGGCCAUUGGAUAUGAAGACAUAUGGAGGUUCUUUUUUGUACCACAUGAGUAAUAGGCAGAUCGCUAUCGGACUUGUCAUUGCCUUAAAUUAUCACAACCCUUAUUUGAACCCUUAUGACGAAUUCCAGAAAUUCAAGCACCACCCUGCCAUCAAACCACUUUUGAUGGGUGGAACAGUUCUCGAGUAUGGUGCUCGCACAUUGAAUGAAGGUGGUUUCCAGUCAAUACCUUAUUCAGUAGUUCCUGGAGGAGCAAUUAUUGGAUGUUCUGCUGGCUUUCUAGAUGUGCCUAAGAUAAAGGGCACACAUACUGCCAUGAAAUCAGGUAUGCUGGCAGGGGAAGCAGCUUUUAGAACACUAGUUGAAGGAGCAACAAUGGAAACAUACUGGGACAAUUUGAAAAAGUCCUGGAUUUGGGAAGAUCUGAAAAGAGCUAGAAACUACCGACCAGCCUUUAAAUAUGGGCUUAUACCUGGAUUGGCCUUCUCUGCACUGGAGCGCUAUGUCUUCAGAGGAAGACUGCCUUUGACACUGAAGCAUGGGAAACCUGAUCAUGAAGCUACAGAUAUCGCCAGUCUGCAUGCUCCAAUUCAAUACCCAAAGCCGGAUGGACAAAUAUCUUUCGACGUGCCAACUUCACUGUACAGGAGCAACACAAAUCAUGAACAUGACCAACCAGCUCAUCUUCAUUUGAGGGAUUCAACAGUACCUGAAUUAGUAAAUCUUCCACUAUAUGCUGGACCGGAGUCGAGAUAUUGCCCAGCUCGUGUUUAUGAGUAUACUCCAGAUGAGAAUCAUCGUCUGAAGCUUCACAUCAAUGCCCAAAAUUGUCUACACUGUAAGGCUUGCGAUAUUAAAGAUCCGAGGCAAAACAUCAAGUGGACGGUACCGGAAGGUGGUGGUGGUCCUGGGUACACAAUUAUGUGAUAUCACAUAUAAAGGAGUCGCACUUUUGUUCAUAAUAAUUAAGGCCGAAAUGCUAGCUGGUCUUUCCCUCUUUGGUGAUGUUUGCCAGAUCUAAUAGCUGGACACUCUGAUCAGUAAUAUGAUAGAUUAAGAGAAGGGAGCAAAUAGAGGAAUGCAUUUUUCCUAGUCUUUCCGUCUUAGUGUUUUUCUUAUUAAUAGAAGUGACCAGCCCACCAUUUGGAAAUGGCAAGCCAUGCCAUUUAUAGCCUGCUGCGAUGGGAAUCAUUUUUGAAGACCUUACAGAUUAUAGCACUAGGAGACACUUUUCCAAGUAGAGGAAGGAUGGCUCCUGAUAUACCCCAGAAGUGUGACCUAGAAGAAUGAGUUGAAAUUUCUAUGUUUGCAAAUGAUUAUUUCUGUCGUAUCUAGACUUGCAAAUACUGAUGAUGCUGUGCCUCAGCAAUUUACAUGUGUCUGAGUAAAAGUCUGUCAUUUUCUGACAACUAUUAACAUUUUAGACUGUAAUCGUCUUAGUUCUUUGAAUAUGUGCAAUUGCUUUAUUAGAGCCAGUUGUAAUAUGAGAAAUUUAUUGUACUUUGAA